AUGCCCAUAAUCAACGAAUCGCACGACUCCCUUCCCUACAUCGACCCUGCGCCGUCCGCACGAGCUCGCGCAGAAGCAGAGAAGCUCGUCGCCGCCGAGCUCCCGGCCGACUACUCAUCGACCCUCCACCCAUCGAUCCCCAACUUCGAAGAGCCCAAAUUCUCGCCUCUCAUCCAGCAAGAGCUGGAGCGCAAGGCCGCCGGCCAGCCGUUGACAGGGGGCAUUGACGUGUCUCGCUACGAAGCACCGGAGCCGCCGACGCGGUCCGCCGACGCGGGUCCAGGCGCGACUCCCGACCUGGACGAAUGGCGCCGCACCCUGCAGAAGGCCUACACGGCCAGCUCGCAUCUGUCCAUGCGGCACGAGAACCUGGCGCUGCUGGAAGAACACGGCAAGAACGCCUGGCUGAUCGGGAACGCGCAGCUGGAGGAUAUCCUGCGCGGGCUGGAGAAGGAGCUGGCGGAGACGAAGGAGGCCGCCGAGUCGGUCAACAAGCAGCGCAAGAUCGCCCAGGAGGCGAGCAAGGGCGAGCUGGUCGGCUUGGAGGAGACGUGGAAGAAGGGUGUCGGCGCUACGCUGGAUGUGGAGCUCGCGGCGGAGACGCUGCGUUUGCAGAUUCUUGAGCAGAGGCGUCAGCUCGCGCAGCAGCAGGCCCGGUAA
This is a messenger RNA of Aspergillus terreus NIH2624, 660 nucleotides long. Its product is annotated as pre-mRNA-splicing factor SPF27 family protein. Gene Ontology annotation, cellular component: Prp19 complex; catalytic step 2 spliceosome; precatalytic spliceosome. Gene Ontology annotation, biological process: mRNA processing. Bases 1 to 660 code for a protein of 219 amino acids. The record is from RefSeq and is a predicted model, not a curated record. The transcript is spliced from 2 exons. Lineage: Eukaryota; Fungi; Ascomycota; Eurotiomycetes; Eurotiales; Aspergillaceae.